AAGAUCAAAAUACAAAGCUCUCUUCUUUCUUCUUCAACCGCGAUAGGGAAGAUGCGUAGUUUAAUAAGUUACAGACUAACUCUCUCUUUUCUCAUUCUCUCUCUUUUUCCUAUCUAUCUCAACGCUCGCCCUUUCGUUCUCGUUCUCUCCCAAGACGACCUCAAAGAUGCUCCCACUUCAGCCGACUCCGACGGUGACUCCACCGCAGAGUCGCCGCCGGAGUGGGACGAGUUCGGUGAUUCCGACUCAAAGCCUGAGCACGAACUCGACCCUGGAUCUUGGCGGCCAAUUUUUGAGCCCGAUUCUUCAAGUCCUGAUAUUACCGAGGAUCCAGAGAUGGCAGAGUAUUACUCAGGUGUCCAGAAGAUGCUGUCCGCGGUGAGCGGCGGCGAGGUGAGGUUGAUGGAGGAGGCAACGGCGGAGAUCGAGGCAGCAGCUGUGGCUGGGAAUCCUCACGCGCAGUCAGUGUUAGGGUUUCUGUAUGGGCUAGGGCAAAUGAGAGAGUGGAGUAAGGCAAAGGCAUUUCUUUAUCAUCAUUUUGCGGCUGAAGAAGGUAGUAUGCAGUCAAAGAUGGCUCUUGCCUACACUUAUACACGCCAAGACAUGUACGAUAAAGCGGUUAAAUUGUAUGCUGAGUUAGCUGAAGUAGCUGUGAAUAGUUUUUUGAUCUCAAAGGAUUCACCUGUGAUUGAACCAGUUAGAAUUCACAAUGGAGCUGAGGAGAACAAGGAAGCUCUAAGGAAAUCUCGAGGGGAAGAAGAUGAAGACUUCCAGAUUCUGGAAUAUCAGGCCCAGAAGGGGAAUGCGGGAGCCAUGUAUAAAAUUGGGCUAUUUUACUACUUUGGGUUGAGAGGGUUAAGGCGUGAUCAUGCCAAGGCAUUGUUAUGGUUUUCAAAGGCCGUAAAGAAGGGGGAGCCCAGGUCGAUGGAACUCCUAGGUGAGAUAUAUGCAAGGGGAGCCGGAGUUGAAAGGAACUAUACUAAAGCUCUUGAAUGGCUUACUCUUGCAUCAAAGCAGCAACUUUAUUCUGCAUAUAAUGGCAUGGGCUAUUUAUAUGUCAAAGGUUAUGGAGUGGAAAAGAAAAACUAUACCAAAGCAAAGGAAUACUUUGAGAAGGCUGCUGACAAUGAUGAGGCUGGUGGACACUACAACCUUGGAGUAAUGUAUCUUAAAGGGAUUGGGGUAAAGAGAGAUGUAAGGCUGGCACGCAAGUAUUUUGUAGUGGCUGCUAAUGCAGGUCAACCAAAGGCGUUUUACCAACUAGCAAAAAUGUUCCAUACUGGUGUGGGAUUUAAGAAGGAUCUCACCAUGGCUACUGCAUUAUAUAAACUGGUUGCAGAACGAGGACCAUGGAGUACCUUGUCUAGAUGGGCACUGGAGUCAUACCUAAAAGGUGAUGUGGGCAAGGCAUCCGUAUUAUAUUCAAGGAUGGCUGAGCUGGGUUAUGAGAUUGCCCAAAGUAAUGCUGCAUGGAUUCUAGACAAAUACGGGGAGCGUAGCAUGUGCAUGGGAGAAUCUGGAUUUUGUACUGAUGCAGAAAGGCACCAGCGUGCACAUUCAUUGUGGUGGCAAGCUUCUGAGCAGGGUAAUGAACAUGCUGCUUUGCUUAUUGGUGAUGCAUAUUAUUAUGGUCGGGGUACCGAAAGAGACUAUGAACGCGCUGCAGAGGCUUACAUGCAUGCCAAAUCUCAAUCUAAUGCACAAGCCAUGUUCAACCUUGGAUACAUGCAUGAGCAUGGUCAAGGACUUCCAUAUGAUCUUCAUCUUGCAAAGCGUUACUAUGAUCAAGCCCUAGAGAUUGAUCCUGCAGCUAAGUUGCCUGUUACACUGGCCCUCACAAGCUUGUGGGUACGAAGGAACUAUGCAGACAGUUUUCUGGUUGAUUUGAUUGAUUCAUUGCCUGGAUUCUACCCAAAAGUUGAAGCAUGGGUGGAGAAUGUGAUCAUGGAGGAAGGAAAUGCAACAAUACUGACCCUUGUUGUCUGUCUACUGACAGUCCUCUAUCUCCGCGAGAGACAGCGCAGGCAUGUUGUUGAUGUUGGUGUUGGUGAUGAUGGUGAUGUACCACCGCAACCUAUUGACCAUGCUGCUCCUGUACACAAUUGAUUAGCAGCAGUGAUGGUCUUCUGCAGAAACUUGCAUCUUUCAGUGCUCUAUUUAUGUGAAAAGGUAAUUUUUAUAAUCACAACAUAUUAAUGUACAGGUGUCUGAGUCUUUGCAAAACAGCUUUCAGGCAUAUCAAACUAUAGGAUGACUGAAAGGGAGACAGAAACAAGAAAAUUUUUUACCUUUGUAUGCUAGAAGCAUGUAUUUAACAUAGACAGACAUGUGGAAUACCAGUUUAGUUGUGGGAGAUAGAAGCAGUCUGGCAUUUAUUGUCCUAAUUUAACCAUUUAUUUGAAUGAGGAUACGUGAUUUGAUUUAAUGCGAUUCAGUGUUGAUUUCGCUUGGCAGACAUUAUGUAGGAAUCAAAAUAAUUUUAUCAUAGCAACUCUUUUUCUUACAAAAUGUAAUUUCUGAUAAA
Jatropha curcas is the source of this 2524-nucleotide messenger RNA. RefSeq names its product ERAD-associated E3 ubiquitin-protein ligase component HRD3A. Gene Ontology annotation, molecular function: protein binding. Lineage: Eukaryota; Viridiplantae; Streptophyta; Magnoliopsida; Malpighiales; Euphorbiaceae. The record is from RefSeq and is a predicted model, not a curated record. Gene Ontology annotation, biological process: ERAD pathway.